Oncorhynchus gorbuscha (pink salmon) is the source of this 5473-nucleotide messenger RNA. Its product is annotated as histone-lysine N-methyltransferase MECOM-like. The transcript is spliced from 17 exons. The record is from RefSeq and is a predicted model, not a curated record. Gene Ontology annotation, molecular function: protein binding; RNA polymerase II cis-regulatory region sequence-specific DNA binding; DNA-binding transcription activator activity, RNA polymerase II-specific. Gene Ontology annotation, cellular component: nucleus. Bases 252 to 4142 code for a protein of 1296 amino acids. Gene Ontology annotation, biological process: regulation of transcription by RNA polymerase II. NCBI's taxonomy places the organism in Eukaryota, Metazoa, Chordata, Actinopteri, Salmoniformes, Salmonidae.
UCUGACACGAAGGGAUCUCUCUCCGAUUGCCAUCUAACUAGAUCAGUCAUAUCAAGAGAUAAAUCGUUGGAAACUUUUUUGGCGGUGCUGGUAGUUUUGUUAUGCGCAUGUGCGAAGGUGUCCAAACUGACAAUGCUGGAGAGAUAGCGAGUCUGGAUUGAGAAACACAGAGAAAAGGACAGGAAAAAAAGAAAAAGGAGGAAAAGAUCCAAGAGAAAAUCGAACAAACCCAAAGCGGAAAGACUGGCAUCAUGAGGUCCAAAGGCAGGGCACGGAAACUGGCCACAAGUAAUGGUGAGGACUUUGCCCUCUACCCCUCUGAUGUUCUGGAUGAUGUGUGUGUGUCGGACGGAUACCCCGCGGCACCAUCCUCGGCCCCCCUAGCAGAAGACCACCCCUCCCCUGGCUUCUCCGCUGACGAUGACACGUCUCCCCUGGAGCCGCCCCCCUUCCACUCUGCCAUCUACAUGCCCCAGGACGAGCUGCCUGUUCCCCCCGACUUGCAGCUGCGCCAGUCGGGCGUCCCCGGUGUCGGUGGCGUCCUGGGCAUCUGGGCACGGAGGACGCUGGAUGUGGGCGAGCGAUUCGGACCAUAUGUGGGCGAGCAGCGGGCGUGCCUGAGAGACCCCACCCAAGGCUGGGAGAUCUUGGACGGGUCGGGCCAUGUAAAGUUCUGUGUGGAUGCCAGCGAGCCUGAUAUCGGGAGCUGGCUGAAGCACAUCCAGUUUGCCCCCACGGCCCUCCAGCACAACCUGACGCCGUGCCAGAUAGAUGAUCAGAUCUUCUACAGAGUGACUCAAGAGAUCCAACCAGGCGAGGAGCUGCUUUUGUUCAUGAAGGCAGAGCAGUAUUCAUGUGACAACAUGGCUCCUGAUAUGCACGAGGAGAGACAGUAUCGCUGUGAGGAUUGUGACCAGCUCUUUGAGUCUGUCUCUGAGCUACUGGACCACCAGAAGGUUCCAUGUGGGACGCCCCCCUCAGCCUUCCUGGGGAACCCUGGAGGGGACAGUAGUGACCUGGAGGGCCCUGAGGGCCUGGAACCCCACGAUCUGCACCUGUCUCACAGCCUCAGCCACCACGACCACAACGGUCCCCAGGAGUGUAAAGAGUGUGACCAGGUGUUCCCUGACCUCCAGAGCCUGGAAGCUCACUCUCUGUCUCACUCAGAGGAGAGGGAUUACAAGUGUGACCAGUGCCCCAAGGCCUUCAACUGGAAAUCCAACCUGAUUCGUCAUCAGAUGUCACAUGACAGUGGCAAGCACUACGAAUGUGAAAACUGCACAAAGGUACAGUCAUGUACCUGCUCAAAGCAGGUGUUCACAGACCCCAGUAACCUGCAGAGGCACAUCCGCUCGCAGCACGUGGGGGCGCGGGCUCACGCCUGUCCCGAUUGCGGGAAGACCUUUGCCACGUCCUCUGGCCUGAAGCAGCACAAGCACAUCCACAGCAGUGUCAAGCCCUUCAUAUGUAAGUCACUCAGACCCUUCAUAUGCGAGGUGUGCCACAAGUCCUACACGCAGUUCUCCAACCUGUGCCGCCACAAGCGCAUGCACGCCGACUGCCGCACCCAGAUCAAGUGUAAGGACUGUGGUCAGAUGUUCAGCACCACCUCCUCCCUCAACAAGCACCGGCGCUUCUGUGAGGGCAAAAACCAUUUCACGGCAGGGGGGUUGUUCGCCCAUGCCCAAGGCAUGUCCCUCCCCGGUGUCCCUGGUGCCAUGGACAAGGCCGCUAUGGGAGGGAUGGGGCACAGCAGCGCCAGCCUGGCAGACUACUUUGGGAACCGGCACCACAGCGGCCUGACAUUUCCGACUGCCCCUGGCUUCCCCUUCAGCUUCCCGGGUCUGUUCUCCUCUGGACUGUACCACCGACCCCCUCUCAUACAGGCCACCUCCCCAGUCAGACGGCCCCUAGGUCCCGGUACGGAGCACAUCAAGAGCCCCCUCCUGUCGCCUAGCCCCGGAGCCCAAGAGACCAGAGAACUGCUCAAGACCCUCCGCAAGGAGGCAUUGCCCGGUAGCGAGCAGCCACAGGGAACAGAGCAGCGACAGUCCCAUGGCUCCUCCUCCAAGCAGAGGCACAGCGGCGGCAAGAUGAGCAGCCAAUCGGAGAGCAGCGAUCUGGAUGACGUAAGCACUCCCAGUGGGAGCGACCUAGAUACCACAUCAGGCUCGGAGCUGGAGAGCGACAUGGAAAGCGAAGGCCAGCGGGAGAGGGCACCCCGGGAGAACGGGAAAGGGCCCAAAAGGAAGGCGGGCAGAGGCCCCCAGAGCCCCACCACCCUGAUCAGUAACCACACUAAGGAGUUCCAAGGUAGCCCCGCCUUGUUCCCUCCCUCGCUGGACGAGCACACGGCUGUCUCAGGGGCGGUCAAUGACUCCAUCAAGGCCAUCGCCUCCAUCGCUGAGAGGUACUUUGGCUCCACGGGGCUGGCGGGCCUGCAGGACAAGAAGGUAGGCACCCUGCCCUACCCCUCCAUGUUCCCCCUGCCCUUCUUCCCAAACUUCUCCCCGCCCGUCUACCCCUUCCCAGAGAGAGAGCUCAGACCUCCUGGCCUAAAGGGGGAGCCCCAGUCCCCACCUGACGAACCCUCUAAGAAGCGCCAGAGCAGGACCUCUGAGUCGCCCUUUGACCUUACCACCAAGCGCAAGCAGGAGGACAAGGUCCUCGCCCCCUUCGUCCCAGUCUCCAAAUCCAAACCGGAGGCCUCCUCACGUUCCACCAAUCAGGACCAGCCGCUGGAUCUGAGCAUGGGCGGCACUAGGAACCGCAGCAGUAGCCACGCCCCCCGGGGGGAGGAAUCAAAGAAGAUCCACGUGUUUGGAGAAGACAAGACAGGGAUGGAGCUACCUAAAGCCGACACCUCUCUGCAGCACGCCAGGCCCUCCCCCUUGUUCAUGGACCCCAUCUACAGCAGGGUUGAGAAGAGGAAGAUGAACGAUCCGUUUGAGGCUCUGAAAGACAAGUACAUGCGGCCCGCCCCCGGCUUCCUCUUCCAUCCACAGUUUCGUAUGCCAGUUCAGAGAUCCUGGAUGUCGGCCAUUGAGAACAUGGCGGAGAAGCUUGAGACGUUUGGUUCGCUUAACCCGGAGUCAGGUGACCUGAUGCGCUCCGUCCCCUCCAUGUUUGACUUCCGAGCUCCGCCCACUGCCCUCCCCGAGACGCUACUGCGGAAGGGCAAGGAGCGCUACACCUGCAGAUACUGUGGUAAACUAUUCCCACGGUCUGCCAACCUGACCCGCCACCUAAGGACACACACAGGAGAGCAACCGUACAGGUGUAAGUACUGCGACCGCUCGUUCAGCAUCUCCUCCAACCUGCAGCGCCACAUCCGCAACAUCCACAACAAGGAGAAGCCCUUCAAGUGUCACCUGUGUGACCGCUGCUUCGGCCAGCAGACCAACCUGGACCGUCACCUCAAGAAACACGAGAACGGUAACCUCUCAGGCACGGCUGCGUCCUCCCCUCGGUCAGAGCUGGACAGCAGCAGCGCCAUCCUGGAUGACAAAGAGGACUCCUACUUCAACGAAAUACAAAACUUUAUCGACAACACAGGCCAGAACCAGCCGUCCCCUGACCAUUCUGAGGAAGGAUUGAACGGUGGUCCUUUCGAGGAGGAGAAGCCCCUGGUGGCCAGCCAUGGGUCACGUGACCUGGAGGAGGAGGGGGAGGAGCUUGGCGCCGAGGAGGAGAAAGGGGAGCAGAGCAACAACGCUGACGGGAAACCUAGGGACGAAGCUCACCCCGGCAACCUAGAUGGUGACAUCCUACUCAACGAAAUAGAACUUGACGGCCCUAGCGAUUUGGAGCUCAACUGCAAGACUUCCCCAAGGAGGUAUGAGGAGGAAGAGGAUCAGAGUAGCUACUCUGCGCUGGAUCACAUCCGUCACUUCUCUGACAUGCAUAAGAUGGAGGACAGUGAGUUCAGCGACGGGGACACCUCCUUUGGCUCCCCCAGCCUGCCUGAGGCUGUCAAACAGCCCCUGUACAGGAAAUCCAAGUCCCAGGCGUACGCCAUGAUGCUGUCUCUGGCUGACAAGGACGCACUCCACCCAGCCAACCACACACCAGCCACCAUGUGGCACAGCCUGGCGCGGGCCGCUGCUGAGUCCAGUGCCAUCCAGUCCCUCAGCCAUGUAUGAUGCCGUGAUCCCUGACCCCUAACCCCCCCGACCCCGACCUAUCGCACUGAGAGGCCUUGGGGUCCGUCAGCGGGGCCCCUGGCCCUUGGCCCGUCACAGACUGCUGAGCAGAACCACGGCCCAUCUGACUGCUGAGCAGAAUGCCUUACACACGUGCAGGGUCACCGUCCACAGAGAACCGCCCAGCCCAGCCCUCCAAGAGAUCCAACAAACAUCCCUUCUGUGACCUUAAAUUGAGUCAGUAUGUUUAAUAUCAACGACAAUGAUGAUGAUAGUGAUUAUUGACUAUGGUGAUGAAAAUAACAAUGUAAGUAAUAAUAGCUGUAUUUAUUCUGUUGAUUUUUAAUGUUUUGCACAGCAGCGGCAGCUGGUAGGAGGGAUGAUGGAGAUGGUUUUGUUAGACGUUACAUUGCUAGAGCAUUUCAUGUGUCCACUCAGCUGAGAACAGUCUUCCUCAGUGCGAAGUCGGUUGUAUUUAGAGAACCCAUUCGGGAACGCGGUCCAGCCACGGUUGGAUAUGUGUACAGAGUACAGACCCUACCUAGCCCCACAUAGCCCUACCUAAUCUUACCAGGCCACACCUAAGCAUCCCUAGCUCCACCUAGAACCUCAUAAUCCUACCUAGACCUACCAUUCCAGCUACCUAACCCCACAUGGCCACUCCUAGUAUACCUGGCCACUCCUAGUAUACCUGGCCACUCCUAGCAUACCUGGCCACUCAUAGCAUACCUGCCCACUCCUAGCAUACCUGGCCACUCCUAGCAUACCUGGCCACUCCUAGCAUACCUGGCCACUCCUAGCAUACCUGGCCACUCAUAGCAUACCUGGCCACUCCUAGCAUACCUGGCCACUCAUAGCAUACCUGCCCACUCCUAGCAUACCUGGCCACUCCUAGCAUACCUGGCCACUCCUAGCAUACCUGGCCACUCAUAGCAUACCUGCCCACUCCUAGCAUACCUGGCCACUCCUAGCAUACCUGGCCACUCCUAGCAUACCUGGCCACUCAUAGCAUACCUGCCCACUCCUAGCAUACCUGGCCACUCCUAGCAUACCUGCCCACUCCUAGCAUACCUGGCCACUCCUAGCAUACCUGGCCACUCCUAGCAUACCUGGCCACUCCUAGCAUACCUGGCCACUCCUAGCAUACCUGCCCACUCCUAGCAUACCUGGCCACUCCUAGCAUACCUGGCCACUCCUAGCAUACCUGCCCACUCCUAGCAUACCUGGCCACUCCUAGCAUACCUGGCCACUCCUAGCAUACCUGGCCACUCCUAGCAUACCUGGCCACUCCUAGCAUACCUGGCCACUCCUAGCAUACCUGGCCACUCCUA